Messenger RNA from Leptopilina heterotoma, 2947 nucleotides. RefSeq names its product receptor-type tyrosine-protein phosphatase U (gene Ptp36E). The transcript has 14 exons. Gene Ontology annotation, molecular function: protein tyrosine phosphatase activity. NCBI's taxonomy places the organism in Eukaryota, Metazoa, Arthropoda, Insecta, Hymenoptera, Figitidae. The coding region runs from base 782 to 2896 and encodes 704 amino acids. The record is from RefSeq and is a predicted model, not a curated record. Gene Ontology annotation, biological process: protein dephosphorylation.
AAAAAAAAUGUCUAAUGCUAUACAAACUAUAGAUGAAAAGAGUGAGAUACGAGAGAAGAAGAUUUGACAGUUGCGAGUGUCCUCGGAAUCUGCGGCCACGCCCUCGCCAAGGAGCGACGGCAACGUCGACGCCGACGCUGUUCGAGUACUUCCUUCUCUCUUUUUCACUACCUCCUUCCGUCUCACUUGCACGUUUACACUCGCCUUUCACUCUUGCCUCCCUCGGCCACCCACCCAGCAUCCUCAGCGACUCCAAAACCAACACUCGUUGACUCGAGCCAGUCUCCCACCGACCAUCCGAUCGUCAACGUUACUAUAUCCGUCGUCGUCGACGUUGAAACCUCGCGACGUUUAUAUAUUCAUUUUCCGGUUUAUAUAUCGUCGUUUCACUCGCUAUUGUCGACGUCGCUGGCUGAAUUUGUUACCUUAUUAUUUGCUCGUGUCAAUUCGCGACUCUAUACGUUACAAAAGUUAAAAAAAACUAUUCUUUACAGCUUUUAAUUUUCGCGCCAUUAUCCCAUUUCCAAGAUUGUCAACCAACCCUCCCUCCCAGUGUUCUCUCAUAACCCCUUGACCCCCGCCACAAAAACCAUCUAAAUCCGACCGGCAGCCGUUGUUUUCGUGACAAUAUCCACCGUCUUGCCGGUGUUUGGUGAAUUUUUCUGUAAGCAAAAAUUAACCAAUGUAUUAAAAGUUCUUUACUGUGUGUGGUCCUUAUGAGAGGUUUGUGUUGGUGAUUAUUACUUGAUUCACAUCGCACUGAUUCACCUUCACCACGAAAAUGUCUUCACUACGAACACAAUCCUCAGGUGGAGGUGUUAUGGGCUUAAGUAGUGUAGGAUCAGACAGAACGGUCGUUGCUUCGACAGUAGGUGGUUCGCAUUCCCAUUCACACAGAAAGCAUCAUCAUCACAGAAGUAGAAGUGCUCCUCGAGCACCAGAGAAACCUCCGAGGAAACGUCAUCUUAAUCCCGGAUACAGUCUCGCUUCCAUUCCUAGUCAAAUCAAACUUUCUAUGCUCAACAGUGGACUCAUUUCAUUCGCUGCUGAGGAACUUGGUAUGGGUGAAACUCUGCCUUCAACGCCAACGGAGCUUUCGCAAUACCCUAAGCUUUGUGAACUUCGAAGAAAGUUUCCUGUUCUCUAUAGGGUUGAGUUUCAGACAGCAAUAAAGACAGCGGAAGCACAACAAUGUAGACAUGCCACGAAGCCUAAUAAUAGAGAAAAGAAUCAAAACCAAAAGUGUAUUCCAUAUGAUUAUAACAGGGUGGUACUUGAUUCAAUACCAGGAGAACCUGAUUCGGAUUAUAUAAAUGCAUCGUACGUCGAUAGUUUAUUGAAGCCUAAUGCAUACAUUGUGACUCAGGGACCCACGGAACAUACAGUAACUGAAUUUUGGCGUAUGGUAUGGCAGGAGAAGGCAUCCUGCAUUGUCAUGCUCACAAAAACAUUCGACUUCAUCAAGGUAAUGUGUGUUCAAUAUUGGCCGCCAAAUAAAGAAAAAGAUGAGGAAUAUGGUGGAAUCGGUGUUUCGGUAUUAAAAGUCGAGGAAUUGGCUAAUUUUCACAUAAGAACAAUAAGGCUUUACAAAAAGGAUGAAAAUGGAGAUGUUACGGAAGAGAGAACGUUACUUCAGUUUCACUACACGGAAUGGCACUCACAUACGUGCCCUUUUGGAAAUGCAGUUCUAGAAUUUCGUCGUCGUGUUAGAGCCGUUGUUGGGUCUACAAUAAAAAAUGAAACCGGUCCCAUGAUUGUUCACUGCAACGACGGCGGUGGAAGGUCAGGAGUUUAUUUAGCGAUUGAUGCAAAUAUGGAACUAUCUGAGGAAGAAGAUACAUUUGACGUGUUUGGAUAUUUAAAGAAACUUAAGAAGAGUCGAAAAGGACUGAUUGAAAAUCUGGAACAGUACAAAUUUAUAUACGACACCUUGGAGGAGUUUGUGAUAUGUGGUGCGUCGUGGUUUCCGGUCUCGGAACUGUCGCAACGUUUGAAGCAAAAGAGCAUAAAAAAUCCGAUAACCAAGAUGAAUGAGUAUCAGAGGGAAUAUCAGCAAAUAUGUAAGCAAACACCGCGAUUUACAAUAGGUGACUGUGCUGGGGGACAUCGUGCCGACAAUAGAGAGAAAAAUAGAGAUGUACUUGUCGUUCCACCUGACAACUUCCGACCAUAUCUACAAAGUUUUCAGGGAAAUAUUUAUACCGACUACAUAAAUGCCGUCUUCGUUGACGGAUACACAAAACCACGAGAAUAUAUUGUAACGGAAUGGCCACUCCGUCACACGUGUGGUGAAUUUUGGUCUUUGGUUUAUGAUUAUGAAUGCGCGGCAGUCGUGGUUUUAUGUGUACCACCUCAGGGAUCAACUAAUUUCCCCACAUUUUGGCCAGAAGGUAGACAUUCCAAGAAAUACGGACCAGUUUUCACGAUAGAUCACAUCAGUCAUAAUCAUUACACCAACAUUAAAACAUGGGUAUUUAGGAUAAACAAGAAAAUUGUUUCACUAACGGAACUAAUGGCAGGCGUAAAGGCGCCGCCAAAGACUGUGCAACUAUUUCAAUUAACUUGUUGGCCAAUGGGACAUAAGGUGCCAACAUCAACAAAUAGUCUUGUUGAAUUGAUGAAUAUGGUGGAGAGAUGGAGACAGAGGACAGUUUAUGGACCCGUUGCAGUUGUCUCGCCUGAUGGUAGAAGUCGUGUUGGGGUUUAUUGUGCAGCCAAUGCCUGUAUAGAACAAGUUAUUCAGCACGGCGAAGUUGACAUUUUCCAAGCAGUUAAAACUGUACGCAGGCAUCGACCUCAACUCGUGGAAAACAUGACUGAAUACAAGUACUGUUACGAUUUAGUGUUGCAUUACGUGUUGCACUACCUGAACAAGGACAUGAACGAAAAAAAGUGAGAAAGCGAGUUGAGGGACGAGCUAUGGUUCAUCGAAUUUGGCCGCGGGGUG